ACGGCCAACCAAUCAGAAGCGACGGCUCCGGUUGAAUCGCGGGUUCAAAAUCUAAACUGUAUCGGUUAAAUUCGUUCAAGUUUAGAGAGUGAGUUUGAUCGAAUCCUUCUUUCACGGAUCAAUACAUCUGAAUUUUGUCAUACCUGACUUCAUUUAACAAUCUACAAUGGCUCAUAAACAGAUAUACUACUCGGAUAAAUACACAGAUGAUCUUUAUGAAUACCGACACGUGGUCUUACCGCGAGAACUAGCCAAACAAGUGCCAAAAUCCCACCUGAUGACGGAGGAUGAGUGGAGGAGGCUGGGCGUGCAGCAGUCGCUCGGAUGGGUGCAUUAUAUGAUCCACGAACCAGAACCUCAUAUUCUGCUGUUUAGGAGACCACUCCCAAAACAAUGACAUUCAGGGAUUCUUGUCUCUUCUGGACCAUUCCUGUGGUUUUCAGUGAAUGCUAGAGAACUUAACCAUGUUUCUGGACUCCUGUGACCAUGCAUUUCACUGCGAUCAUGCCUGAACAGAAUCAAGUGAUUGUGGGAAUAUAUUUUCAGUGAAAAAAUAAGGGCUCUUAACAAAACCAUGCAACUCAAGUGCCUCUCUGAGUGAUGUUAAACCUUUAAUAAAAGUCUGUGCUGCAUCAUCAGUGUUUAGAAAUGUAAAUCAGUGUUUAAGUGGCUGAGCUCAAUUCAUUUUGGAGAUAAAAGAUGUACUGUAUGCUAAAGGGAGAUCAUUUGUGUGUAUCUAGUUAACGUAUUGGCCAUUCUCAGGUUGAAAUUUUUCGUUUGCAUUAAUUCUUCAGGGAAGGCGAUUGUAAUACUGUACAGAUGCUUUAUAAAGUUUAAAAUGUGCUUAUCACAAAUGAAAAAACAUUAAGGUAGUUGUAGAAGAGCCAUGUUGACAGCACUAUCGGCAACUGUGCUACUUAAGAACGGUUUAUAUGGAGAAAAAAAGGUUUUGAGCCUUUAUCAUUAAUUGCUUUUGAAAAAAAAUAAAAUGAUGAUUGUGUAAACUUAUUUUAUCCUUGCUGCUCUUUAUAAUAAAAUAUUAAAAUGCCACA
Messenger RNA from Carassius carassius (crucian carp), 1052 nucleotides. Its product is annotated as Cyclin-dependent kinases regulatory subunit 2-like. Gene Ontology annotation, biological process: regulation of mitotic cell cycle. Gene Ontology annotation, molecular function: cyclin-dependent protein serine/threonine kinase activator activity; ubiquitin binding; protein kinase binding. Lineage: Eukaryota; Metazoa; Chordata; Actinopteri; Cypriniformes; Cyprinidae. Gene Ontology annotation, cellular component: cyclin-dependent protein kinase holoenzyme complex; SCF ubiquitin ligase complex. The coding region runs from base 167 to 397 and encodes 76 amino acids. The transcript is spliced from 3 exons. The record is from RefSeq and is a predicted model, not a curated record.